Tachyglossus aculeatus (Australian echidna) is the source of this 7110-nucleotide messenger RNA. It is a transcript of the gene RAPGEF2, whose product is annotated as Rap guanine nucleotide exchange factor 2. The transcript is spliced from 31 exons. Gene Ontology annotation, biological process: small GTPase-mediated signal transduction; positive regulation of ERK1 and ERK2 cascade. Gene Ontology annotation, molecular function: protein binding; guanyl-nucleotide exchange factor activity. Bases 31 to 5127 code for a protein of 1698 amino acids. The record is from RefSeq and is a predicted model, not a curated record. Lineage: Eukaryota; Metazoa; Chordata; Mammalia; Monotremata; Tachyglossidae.
GAGCGGGAGCGGCCCCGGCCCCCGGGCCAGAUGGCGUCCUACGUGGAUAACAGCUUCCGCCAGGCGGUGAUGAAGAACCCGGCCGAGAGGAGCCCCCAGGAUCUGGAAAUAGUGUAUUCCUACUUACACGGAAUGGAAGCGUUGUCUAAUCUGAGAGAACACCAACUUAGGUUAAUGUGUGAAACCGUGAGAUACGAAAGACAUGAAGCCAAUGAAGUUUUAUACUACCCUGAUGACAUUGGUACCUGUUGGUAUAUCCUUCUUUCUGGUUCAGUGUUCAUAAAGGAGUCCAUGUUUCUUCCAAGGAGCAGUUUUGGCAAACGUUCUGCAGGAAGCUUCAGGCGUGGCUGUGAAUGCAUUGUUUUAGAGCCUUCUGAAAUGAUUGUGGUGGACUAUAUGGAUGAAAAUGAAGAGUAUUUUCAGCGCCAAGCUUCUCAUAGACAGUCACGGAGAAGAUUUAGAAAAAUCAACCAGAAAGGAGAAAGGCAAACCAUUAUCGACACCGUGGAUCCAUAUCCUGUGGGAAAACCACCUUUACCUAGAGGCUACCAUACGGAAUGCACUAAAUCUCAGCUUCCUGCAGAUUUUACAAAACUACACCUUACAGACAGCCUCCACCCACAGGUGACCCACGUUUCUUCUAGUCAUUCAGGAUGUAGCAUCACCAGUGAUUCUGGAAGCAGUAGUCUGUCAGAUAUCUACCAGGCCACAGAGAGUGAGGCUGGUGAUAUGGACCUGAGUGGAUUGCCCGAAACUGCAGUGGACUCGGAAGAUGAUGAUGACGAAGAGGAUAUUGAGCGGGCAUCAGAUCCUCUGAUGAGCAGGGACAUUGUCAGAGAUUGUUUGGAAAAAGACCCCAUUGACAGAACGGAUGAUGACAUUGAACAACUCUUGGAAUUUAUGCAUCAGUUGCCUGCUUUUGCCAACAUGACAAUGUCAGUGAGGAGAGAACUCUGUGCCGUGAUGGUGUUUGCAGUGGUGGAAAGAGCAGGAACAAUAGUGCUAAAUGAUGGAGAAGAGUUGGACUCCUGGUCAGUAAUUCUGAAUGGCUCAGUUGAAGUGACGUAUCCAGAUGGAAGAACAGAAAUAUUAUGUAUGGGAAACAGUUUUGGAGUAUCCCCUACAAUGGACAAGGAAUAUAUGAAAGGAGUGAUGAGAACAAAAGUAGAUGAUUGCCAGUUUGUCUGCAUAGCCCAGCAAGAUUAUUGCCGCAUUCUCAACCAGGUGGAAAAGAACAUGCAGAAAGUGGAGGAAGAGGGAGAGAUAGUUAUGGUCAAAGAACACAGAGAGCUUGAUCGCACUGGGACAAGAAAGGGUCAUAUUGUUAUCAAGGGCACUUCGGAAAGAUUAACAAUGCAUUUGGUGGAGGAGCAUUCGGUAGUGGAUCCAACGUUUAUAGAGGAUUUCCUAUUGACCUACAGAACCUUUCUUUCCAGCCCAAUGGAAGUGGGCAAGAAGUUAUUGGAGUGGUUCAAUGACCCUAGCCUCAGGGAUAAGGUUACACGGGUAGUGUUGUUGUGGGUGAACAAUCAUUUCAAUGACUUUGAAGGGGAUCCUGCCAUGACUCAAUUUUUAGAGGAAUUUGAAAACAAUUUGGAAAGAGAGAAAAUGGGUGGCCAUCUGAGGCUAUUAAAUAUAGCAUGUGCCGCUAAAGCAAAACGAAGAUUGAUGACUCUGACAAAACCAUCUCGAGAAGCCCCUUUACCUUUCAUCUUGCUGGGAGGGUCUGAAAAAGGAUUUGGAAUCUUUGUUGAUAGUGUGGAUUCAAGUAGCAAAGCAACAGAAGCAGGCUUGAAACGAGGUGACCAGAUAUUGGAAGUAAAUGGUCAAAACUUUGAAAAUAUUCAGCUGUCUAAAGCCAUGGAAAUUCUUAGGAAUAAUACACAUCUAUCCAUCACUGUGAAAACCAACUUAUUUGUGUUUAAAGAACUCCUAACAAGGUUGUCAGAAGAAAAAAGAAAUGGUGCCCCUCAUCUCCCCAAAAUUGGAGAUAUUAAAAAGUCCAGUCGAUAUUCAAUCCCAGAUCUUGCUGUAGAUGUGGAACAGGUGAUAGGACUUGAAAAAGUAAACAAGAAAAGUAAAGCCAACACUGUCGGUGGAAGGAACAAGUUAAAGAAGAUACUUGACAAGACCCGAAUCAGUAUCUUGCCCCAGAAACCUUAUAAUGAUAUUGGAAUUGGUCAAUCUCAAGAUGACAGCAUUGUAGGAUUGAGGCAGACAAAACACAUCCCAACUGCAUUACCUGUCAGCGGAACCCUAUCAUCUAGUAAUCCUGAUUUAUUGCAGUCCCAUCACCGUAUCUUGGACUUCAAUACUACUCCAGAUUUACCAGACCAAGUUUUAAGAGUUUUUAAAGCAGAUCAGCAGAGCCGGUACAUUAUGAUCAGUAAGGAUACGACAGCAAAGGAAGUAGUCAUUCAGGCUAUCAGGGAGUUUGCGGUGACUGCCACACCUGAUCAGUAUUCUUUAUGUGAGGUUUCUGUCACUCCAGAAGGAGUCAUCAAACAAAGGCGGCUUCCAGAUCAACUUUCCAAGUUAGCAGAUAGAAUACAGCUAAGUGGCAGGUAUUAUCUGAAAAACAACAUGGAAACAGAAACCCUGUGUUCGGAUGAAGAUGCUCAGGAGUUACUGAGAGAAAGUCAAAUUUCACUACUACAGCUUAGUACGGUUGAAGUCGCUACCCAACUCUCCAUGCGAAAUUUUGAGCUCUUCCGCAACAUAGAACCCACAGAGUACAUUGAUGAUCUCUUUAAGCUCAAAUCGAAAACCAGCUGUAUAAAUCUGAAAAAGUUUGAAGAAGUCAUUAACCAAGAAACCUUUUGGGUAGCAUCUGAGAUUCUGAGAGAGACCAACCAGCUAAAGAGGAUGAAGAUCAUUAAGCAUUUCAUCAAAAUAGCAUUACAUUGUAGGGAAUGCAAGAAUUUUAAUUCGAUGUUUGCAAUUAUCAGUGGACUGAACCUGGCCCCUGUAGCAAGACUUCGUACUACUUGGGAAAAACUUCCCAGCAAAUAUGAAAAGCUUUUCCAAGAUCUCCAGGAUUUAUUUGAUCCAUCUAGAAAUAUGGCAAAAUAUCGUAAUGUCCUAAAUAGUCAAAACCUGCAGCCACCUAUAAUUCCACUAUUUCCUGUUAUCAAGAAAGAUCUUACAUUCCUUCAUGAAGGAAAUGACUCAAAAGUGGAUGGCUUGGUCAAUUUUGAAAAGCUGAGGAUGAUUGCAAAAGAAAUUCGCCAUGUUGGUCGCAUGGCUUCUGUUAACAUGGAUCCAGCUCUAAUGUUUAGGACUAGGAAGAAGAAAUGGAGGAGUUUGGGGUCCCUCAGCCAGGGAAGCGCGAAUGCCACGGUGCUAGACGUAGCCCAGACAGGUGGGCACAAAAAGCGGGUGCGUCGAAGUUCCUUCCUCAAUGCCAAAAAGCUUUAUGAAGACGCCCAAAUGGCACGGAAAGUAAAACAGUACCUUUCCAAUUUGGAUCUGGAGAUGGAUGAGGAGAGUCUCCAGACUUUGUCGUUGCAGUGUGAACCAGCAACCAAUACAUUACCUAAGAAUCCAGGGGACAAGAAGUCUGGCAAGUCUGACACAUCACCUGUGGCUCCACGAGCAGGAACCCAACAAAAAGCGCAACAGCAGCAGCAGCAUAAAGUAAACCAAGGCCUGCAGGUUCCUGCUGUGUCUGUUUAUCCUUCCCGUAAAAAAGUACCCGUCAAAGAUCUUCCGCCAUUUGGUAUUAAUUCUCCUCAAGCCCUAAAGAAAAUACUUUCUUUGUCUGAAGAAGGAAGCUUGGAACGUCACAAGAAACAAGCAGAGGACACAAUAUCAAAUGCAUCUUCACAACUAUCUUCUCCUCCUACUUCCCCCCAGAGUUCUCCAAGGAAAGGUGGAAGUGGCAAUCAGCUGAGAUCUUAUGGCUCCAGACAGUCGGACCUAACCAGUUCCUCCUCUUCUCUUGGAAGUGAGAACAGUAACAAGAAUAACAAUGCUCCACGGACCUAUGGGAUAGGUUAUACUUUGGCUCCCAGUGGCACUGUGGAUAAUUUUUCAGAUUCUGGUCACAGCGAAAUUUCUUCCCGGUCCAGCAUUGUCAGUAAUUCUUCAUUCGACUCGAUGCCAGUCUCACUCCAUGAUGAGAGGAGGCAGAGGCAUUCCGUCAGCAUUGUGGAGACGAAUCUCGGUGUGGGAAGAAUUGAGAGGCGAACCAUGAUCGAACCAGAUCAGUACAGCUUAGGGUCCUACGCAGCAAUGCCUGAGAAUCGAAGCUUGUACACUGGGGCCACGGUGAUUUCUUCCCCGAGCGCAGAGGAGUUUUCUCAGGACCAGGGCGACCGCGCUUCCCUGGAUGCAGCAGACAGUGGCCGGGGGAGCUGGACUUCUUGCUCGAGUGGUUCUCAUGACAACAUACAAACUAUACAGCACCAGAGAAGCUGGGAAACCUUGCCUUUCGGGCACACUCACUUUGACAGUUCAGGGGAUGGGGCAGCUCUGUGGGCCUCGGGCCCGCAUACGGACCAGGUUAUAUUUCCUGAUCAUGGCACAAAGUAUGGCAGGCAGAGCCAAGGUCGUGAGAGUCUGGAACAAGCACAGUCUAGAGCAAGUUGGGCAUCCUCAGUUGGCUACUGGGGAGAGGACUCAGAAGGGGAUACAGGUACCAUAAAGCGGAGGGGAGGAAAGGAUGUUUCCCUUGAAGCAGAAACCAGUAGCAUAACGUCCGUAACUACAGAGGAGACGAAGCCUGUUCCCAUGCCAGCGCACAUAUCUGUGACAUCGAGUACUGCAAAGGGGCAUAUUGCACGCAAAGAGGGCCGGUAUCGGGAGCCCCCUCCAACGCCUCCGGGCUACGUCGGAAUCCCCAUCGCUGACUUUCCGGAAGGGCACGCCCAUCCCUCCAGAAAGCCUCCAGACUACAACGUAGCCCUGCAGAGGUCUCGGAUGGUGGCCCGAACAUGCGAAAGUCCCGGAACGCCCCCCGGGCAGCAGCAGCAGCAGCAGCAGCAGCCUCCCAGUCAGCCAGCCGGCCGGCCCGUGAACAAACCUCAGUGGCAUAAACCAAACGAGUCAGACCCCCGGCUAGCUCACUAUCAGCCCCAAGGGUUCUCGAUCGAGGACGAUGAAGAUGAGCAAGUCUCUGCUGUCUAAGAAUCGGGCUUUUCUGGAUCCAGAGUGAGCCAGCCACCUUAGAGGAGAGCACAAGAAGAUGCCCCUAUUAUAGGAGCCUUGGAACUCUAUUUAAAGGAUGGUGGACCUAUUGCCUCCUUCCCUGCCUUAAAGCAGCAUGGGGCUUCUUCUCCCCCUUCCCCACCCCCCCCACCCCCGCAUGUGAAAUACUGUGAAGAAAUUGCCCUGGCACUUUUCAAACUGUGUUGCUUGAAAUGCACAGUGCAGCAAUCUCUAAGCUCCCACUGUCGCUGUCUGCCACAUCACACGGUAUCAUUCCAAAUUCCAAGAUCAUUACAUCAAAAUGAUUCACUUCGGUUGCACUUCUCAAUGCCUGGAAGGGUUUUUUUAAUCUUCCUUUGUAGAUUUUAAUCAUGACCUAGCACUUGGUCUCAUUGGGAUAAAUGAGAUAAGCUAGCUAUCAAACCCUUUUGGGCCUUUAGCCAAGGAAGGAAAGAAAUGCAAUGAAAUCCUUUGAGUACAGUGCUCGUUUGCUUGUUUACAGUGCAUUUUUGUUGCAGUUCUAAAUGUUGUGUGGAGAGAGUAAAUGUUCUAUUUACAUAACUGCAGUAUUAUUUCAUACUUUUAAGUAGGGGUGCUGGUCUGGGUUUCUGAAAACCCGGGGCGGGGCUGAGUCGAAGACCCCGGGAGGCCCGGCAUGAAGAUGUCACCUAUGUUGGACCUUCUAACUUCACCCAGAGAAGGCUUGGAAGGAUGGACCACUCGCCACUCACUAAGGCCCAGGUGGACUGGCUACAAAUCUGCAGAGCUCUUCCUUUGGCCAUAUCCGGGGAGGGAAGCGGGAAUUUCAGCAUCCUGGCUGGAGUGCGGAAGAACGUUCCCCCAGCCUCACGGCCUGCUCCCGCCGCCGGAGAACCCCAUCUUGAAGUCAGACUCCUGAUUUUUUUUUUUUUCAUUAGCGGUUAUUUUAACAGAAGAGUGAUAACUGGAUAGCAUUGCAGUAGGAGCAGCUUGGGAACCCCAGCUUGUGCCAGCUGUGACUACUGCUUUUUUAUGGGUGGUUUCCUCUCCCUGACCCGCUCCACCCCACCCUCCCCAUCCCUCUUUAUCGACUUGGCAUUAGGGAGUAAUCAAGCCUUUAAACAAUGACAGGUAAAAUCACCUGGUUUUGAGAAGCCAGCCUUUGCAAUGCAAAACACUCACAGGAAGGAAACUGCUCAAUGGCUUUAAGGACACUGCACGUGUAGAGAAGGCCGGUGGACAGACGUGUAGCAAACCACCUGCUCACAGCUGCUAUUAACCCCGUAAUGACUGAGAUGUCCCCUCCCCUCUAUUUUUGUGUUGUUUUUGCACAGACUCCGGAAAAGUGAAGGCAGCCAAUCCGAGUAGUACUCAGACGUGAGGAACUGCUGGUCUUGGAUUUUUGCUCCAUUAAACUCAGCUGAUCAUAUUGAUCAGUAGGUAAACAUGAAUUGCUUCAACUUUUAAAACUCAAAUUGCAGUGUUUUUUCACUGUAUCAAACAAUGUCAGUGCUUUAUUUAAUUAUUCUCCCGUAAUCAUGGCUUUUGUCUACUUGCUUAUAUAUCAUAUUGUCAAUUAUGCAUUUGUAAUUUUACCCGUAAUAUGCAUUAUUUGCCAGUUUUAUUAUAUAGGCUCUCGACCUCAUGUGCGUAUAGAAAGACAGAAACCUAGCUCGAUCACAAGUUGCACAAAUGUUAUAUAAGCAGUAAGUAAUUGUAGAACAUAGGACUGCUAGUCUCAGUUCGCUCUGUGAUGUCAAGUGCAGAAUGUACAAUUAACUGGUGAUUUCCUCAUACUUUUGAUACUACUUGUACCUGUAUGUCUUUUAGAAAGACAUUGGUGGAGUCUGUAUCCCUUUUGUAUUUUUAAUAAAAUAAUUGUACAUAUUGGUUAUAUUUUUGUUGAAAAUGGUAGAAAUGUAUUAUGUUUAUGCUCCUACAUCCAGUUUGUACAAAGCUGGAAAAUAAAUAAAUAUAACAUAA